Messenger RNA from Propithecus coquereli (Coquerel's sifaka), 5487 nucleotides. It is a transcript of the gene PTPRD, whose product is annotated as protein tyrosine phosphatase, receptor type, D. The transcript has 35 exons. The record is from RefSeq and is a predicted model, not a curated record. Gene Ontology annotation, biological process: protein dephosphorylation. Gene Ontology annotation, molecular function: protein tyrosine phosphatase activity; protein binding. NCBI's taxonomy places the organism in Eukaryota, Metazoa, Chordata, Mammalia, Primates, Indriidae. Bases 1 to 5487 code for a protein of 1828 amino acids.
AUGCCGCUGCCAAGCUACAGGAUGGUGCACGUAGCCAGGCUGCUGCUGCUGCUCCUUGCUUUCUUCCUCUGCACGGAUGCUGAGACACCUCCAAGGUUUACACGAACUCCCGUUGAUCAGACAGGGGUUUCUGGCGGAGUUGCUUCUUUCAUUUGCCAAGCUACGGGAGACCCAAGACCUAAAAUUGUCUGGAACAAAAAAGGAAAGAAAGUCAGCAAUCAGAGAUUUGAGGUAAUAGAGUUUGACGAUGGAUCUGGAUCAGUUCUCAGAAUACAACCCUUAAGAACUCCGCGAGAUGAGGCCAUUUAUGAAUGUGUGGCCUCAAAUGUUGUGGGAGAAAUAAGUGUAUCCACUAGACUCACAGUUUUACGUGAGGAUCAAAUUCCCAGGGGCUUCCCUACCAUUGACAUGGGCCCACAGUUGAAGGUGGUUGAGCGUACACGCACGGCCACCAUGCUUUGUGCAGCCAGUGGUAAUCCAGAUCCAGAAAUCACUUGGUUUAAAGAUUUCUUACCCGUGGACACAAGCAACAACAAUGGUCGUAUUAAACAGUUACGAUCAGAAUCUAUUGGUGGUACACCAAUAAGAGGAGCCCUUCAGAUCGAACAGAGUGAAGAAUCUGACCAAGGAAAAUAUGAGUGUGUUGCCACCAACAGCGCGGGCACUCGCUAUUCCGCCCCUGCCAAUUUAUAUGUCAGAGAGCUGCGAGAAGUUCGCCGUGUCCCGCCAAGAUUCUCUAUCCCACCCACUAAUCAUGAAAUCAUGCCAGGUGGAAGCGUUAAUAUCACCUGUGUGGCCGUGGGGUCACCAAUGCCUUAUGUGAAGUGGAUGUUGGGGGCAGAAGAUCUGACACCUGAAGAUGAUAUGCCAAUAGGAAGAAACGUCCUAGAACUGAAUGAUGUAAGACAGUCAGCAAAUUACACCUGUGUUGCUAUGUCCACACUGGGUGUCAUUGAAGCAAUAGCACAGAUCACUGUCAAAGCCUUACCCAAACCUCCAGGAACUCCCGUAGUGACAGAGAGCACAGCUACAAGCAUCACACUGACAUGGGACUCUGGGAACCCUGAGCCUGUCUCUUACUACAUCAUUCAGCAUAAACCUAAAAAUUCUGAGGAACCUUACAAAGAAAUUGAUGGGGUAGCAACCACACGCUACAGUGUUGCUGGACUGAGUCCCUACUCGGAUUAUGAAUUUAGGGUUGUUGCUGUCAAUAACAUUGGCCGGGGGCCUCCCAGUGAGCCUGUGCUAACACAAACCUCAGAGCAAGCACCAUCCAGUGCCCCCAGGGAUGUCCAGGCGCGGAUGUUGAGUUCGACCACCAUCUUGGUACAGUGGAAGGAACCGGAGGAGCCAAAUGGACAGAUCCAAGGAUACAGAGUUUAUUAUACGAUGGAUCCUACUCAGCAUGUCAACAACUGGAUGAAACACAAUGUAGCUGACAGCCAAAUCACCACUAUCGGCAACUUAGUGCCCCAGAAAACAUACUCUGUCAAAGUCCUGGCUUUUACCUCAAUUGGAGAUGGUCCUCUCUCAAGUGACAUACAAGUCAUCACUCAGACAGGAGUACCAGGGCAGCCACUAAACUUCAAAGCAGAACCUGAAUCUGAAACAAGUAUUUUGCUCUCUUGGACACCUCCACGUUCAGAUACCAUUGCCAACUAUGAACUGGUUUACAAAGACGGGGAGCAUGGAGAGGAGCAACGAAUUACCGUUGAACCAGGGAUAUCGUAUAGGCUGCAAGGGCUGAAACCAAACAGCUUGUACUACUUCCGUCUGGCCGCACGUUCUCCUCAAGGCCUGGGUGCUUCUACUACGGAAAUAUCAGCUAGAACCAUGCAGUCAAAGCCGUCAGCUCCUCCUCAAGACAUUAGUUGCACCAGCCCAAGUUCCACUAGUAUUUUGGUAAGUUGGCAACCUCCACCAGUGGAAAACCAGAAUGGCAUAAUCACUGAAUACUCCAUCAAGUAUACUGCAGUGGAUGGGGAAGAUAACAAGCCUCACGAGAUUUUGGGAAUUCCUUCGGACACUACCAAAUACCUUUUGGAACAGCUGGAAAAAUGGACUGAAUACCGGAUCACUGUGACAGCCCAUACAGAUGUCGGCCCUGGCCCUGAGAGCUUGUCCGUGUUGAUUCGAACCGAUGAAGAUGUUCCUAGUGGUCCUCCUCGCAAAGUCGAGGUAGAGGCUGUCAACUCAACAUCUGUUAAAGUCUCAUGGCGCUCACCUGUGCCCAACAAACAGCAUGGCCAGAUAAGAGGAUACCAAGUGCAUUAUGUGAGGAUGGAAAAUGGUGAGCCCAAGGGCCAGCCCAUGCUGAAAGAUGUCAUGCUGGCUGAUGCACAGUGGUGUUAUUCUAUUGUAUCAUUUCAGGACAUGAUCAUUUCUGGGCUACAGCCUGAAACGUCCUACUCCCUCACUGUCACAGCCUACACCACCAAAGGAGAUGGUGCUCGCAGCAAGCCCAAACUGGUGUCCACCACUGGGGCAGUUCCAGGAAAACCCCGGCUUGUGAUUAACCACACUCAGAUGAAUACUGCUCUCAUUCAGUGGCACCCCCCUGUGGACACAUUUGGACCCCUUCAGGGCUACCGUCUAAAAUUUGGCCGCAAGGAUAUGGAGCCACUCACUACUCUUGAGUUCUCUGAAAAAGAAGAUCACUUUACAGCUACGGACAUCCACAAAGGAGCAUCGUAUGUCUUCAGGCUCUCAGCCAGAAACAAAGUGGGCUUCGGGGAGGAGAUGGUGAAGGAGAUUUCUGUUCCAGAAGAAGUACCAACUGGAUUUCCUCAAAACCUUCACUCAGAAGGCACCACUUCAACCUCCGUCCAGUUAUCUUGGCAGCCACCUGUCCUGGCAGAGAGAAAUGGCAUUAUCACCAAGUACACCCUUCUGUAUAGGGAUAUCAACAUCCCCCUUCUUCCAAUGGAGCAGCUUAUUGUUCCAGCUGACACCACUAUGACACUCACUGGCUUAAAACCAGAUACCACAUACGAUGUAAAAGUACGUGCUCACACGAGCAAAGGGCCCGGGCCAUAUAGUCCCAGUGUCCAGUUCAGGACACUGCCUGUGGAUCAAGUGUUUGCAAAAAAUUUUCAUGUCAAAGCAGUAAUGAAGACUUCAGUGUUGCUGUCUUGGGAGAUUCCAGAGAAUUAUAAUUCUGCCAUGCCUUUCAAAGUGGUGGGAGGACAGGAGGAGGAGGAAGCUUACUCCGGAUCAGGUUACUACAUAAUAAUUGUGCCUUUGAAGAAAUCUCGUGGGAAAUUUAUCAAGCCAUGGGAGAGUCCAGAUGAAAUGGAAUUAGAUGAGCUGCUUAAGGAGAUAUCUAGGAAACGCAGAAGCAUCCGUUAUGGGAGAGAAGUUGAAUUAAAGCCAUAUAUUGCCGCUCACUUUGAUGUCCUUCCCACUGAGUUCACCCUGGGAGAUGACAAGCAUUAUGGUGGAUUUACAAACAAGCAACUCCAAAGUGGUCAAGAAUAUGUCUUCUUUGUGUUAGCAGUAAUGGAACAUGCAGAGUCUCCCUCCAUCUCUUCCUUUCCUUUCCUUUCCUUCGUACUUUCUACUCCAUGUGACUGGAGCUGCCAGUACCUGUGGCAGCUCUCAGAAUCAAUGCUCACCUCUGACUGGAAGAGAGCAGAGUCCGACUCUAGAAAGAGCAGCAUACCGAACAGUAAGGAGGUCCCGUCACACCACCCAACAGACCCAGUAGAACUGAGGCGCCUUAAUUUUCAAACACCAGGUAUGGCUAGCCAUCCUCCAAUACCUAUCUUGGAACUUGCAGAUCACAUUGAAAGACUGAAAGCAAAUGACAACUUGAAGUUUUCCCAGGAAUAUGAGUCAAUUGACCCUGGCCAGCAGUUCACAUGGGAACAUUCAAACUUGGAAGUAAACAAACCAAAGAAUAGAUAUGCAAAUGUAAUUGCUUAUGAUCAUUCCCGGGUUCUUCUAUCAGCAAUAGAAGGCAUCCCAGGAAGUGACUAUGUGAAUGCCAACUACAUAGAUGGUUAUAGGAAACAAAAUGCCUAUAUUGCAACACAGGGAUCUCUCCCCGAAACAUUUGGGGACUUUUGGAGAAUGAUAUGGGAGCAACGGAGUGCCACAGUUGUCAUGAUGACAAAACUAGAAGAAAGAUCCAGGGUGAAGUGUGACCAGUAUUGGCCCAGCAGAGGCACAGAAACCCAUGGACUGGUCCAAGUGACGCUGCUAGAUACUGUGGAGCUGGCCACAUAUUGUGUUCGAACAUUUGCACUUUACAAGAAUGGUUCAAGUGAGAAGAGAGAAGUGAGACAAUUCCAGUUCACCGCCUGGCCUGAUCACGGUGUUCCAGAACACCCUACACCUUUUCUAGCUUUCUUACGGAGAGUCAAAACCUGUAACCCUCCUGAUGCGGGUCCAAUGGUUGUGCACUGCAGUGCGGGAGUUGGCCGGACUGGUUGUUUCAUCGUAAUAGAUGCCAUGUUAGAAAGAAUAAAGCAUGAAAAAACUGUAGAUAUUUAUGGCCAUGUAACUUUAAUGAGAGCCCAGAGGAAUUACAUGGUUCAAACAGAAGACCAAUACAUCUUUAUCCAUGAUGCACUGUUAGAAGCAGUGACUUGUGGAAAUACCGAAGUGCCAGCUAGGAACUUGUAUGCCUACAUUCAGAAGCUGACACAAAUAGAAACAGGAGAGAAUGUCACAGGAAUGGAGCUCGAAUUUAAGCGUCUAGCCAGCUCAAAAGCUCACACCUCAAGAUUCAUCAGUGCCAAUCUUCCAUGUAAUAAAUUCAAAAAUCGCCUUGUUAAUAUUAUGCCAUAUGAAUCCACAAGGGUAUGCCUGCAACCUAUCCGAGGAGUAGAAGGAUCUGAUUACAUCAAUGCCAGUUUUAUUGAUGGAUACAGACAACAGAAAGCCUACAUCGCUACCCAGGGUCCCUUGGCAGAGACCACUGAAGACUUCUGGCGGAUGCUCUGGGAACACAAUUCCACCAUCGUUGUGAUGCUCACCAAACUGCGUGAAAUGGGCAGAGAGAAAUGUCACCAAUACUGGCCAGCAGAACGAUCCGCGAGAUACCAGUACUUUGUUGUAGAUCCCAUGGCUGAGUACAACAUGCCACAGUAUAUCCUAAGGGAAUUCAAAGUCACAGAUGCCAGGGACGGCCAGUCCCGAACAGUGAGGCAGUUCCAGUUCACUGACUGGCCAGAGCAAGGAGUGCCAAAGUCUGGAGAAGGAUUUAUUGACUUCAUCGGCCAAGUCCAUAAAACAAAGGAGCAGUUUGGCCAAGAUGGACCCAUUUCAGUCCAUUGCAGUGCGGGCGUUGGAAGAACUGGAGUCUUCAUAACACUAAGCAUUGUUUUGGAAAGAAUGAGAUACGAAGGAGUUGUAGAUAUCUUCCAGACUGUCAAAAUGCUAAGAACACAACGGCCAGCCAUGGUACAGACGGAGGAUCAAUAUCAGUUUUGCUAUCGAGCCGCGCUAGAGUACCUGGGCAGCUUUGAUCACUAUGCAACGUAG